Phragmites australis (common reed) is the source of this 1200-nucleotide messenger RNA. Its product is annotated as protein FAR1-RELATED SEQUENCE 4-like. Bases 1 to 1200 code for a protein of 399 amino acids. Lineage: Eukaryota; Viridiplantae; Streptophyta; Magnoliopsida; Poales; Poaceae. Gene Ontology annotation, biological process: regulation of DNA-templated transcription. Gene Ontology annotation, molecular function: zinc ion binding. The transcript is spliced from 2 exons. The record is from RefSeq and is a predicted model, not a curated record.
AUGGGUGGCAAGAAUCCAAAAACAAUAAUAACAGAUCAAGAUGGAGCUAUGAGGUCAGCAAUUAAAAAGUUAUUUCCAAAUACUAUUCACAGAAAUUGCUUGUUCCACAUCAAGAAGAAGUGCUACGACAAAAAUAUCAAGGUCUUUGGGAAAAAGGACAAUGAAAGUCUAUGUGAAGAGUUUGAGGGCAUAAGCACAGCAAUAAGCGAAGGAACAAAUUCAAGAUUCAAGAAUAACAUUGGACCGACAUACAGCAUAAUGAGCUUCCUAAAAGAAUAUCAGAGAAUAGUAGACAUAAUUAAUAGUUCAGAAGCAUUUGAGGACAGUAUUAGCAGAGAAAAAAGGCCUAAAGAGUUAUGGGGAGAGUAUUACAUUGAAAGGCAAGGCCAGAAAAUGUACAACAGAAAAAUAUUUAGAAAGUUUCAACUAGAAGUGAAGGCUACAUCAAGGCUAAGCUACAAGAAAAAAGAAGAAGGAAAGAUCUAUGAAGUUUAUCAAAAAUCGAACCAUCCUCAGAAGGAAUACAGGCGAAGAAAAUAUGUAGUGAUAACAGACCUUAAAAAUGAAGACUUCAGUUGCAUAUGUGGGAAAUUCCAAAAGGAUGGUAUUCUGUGCUCACACGUCCUAAAAGUAAUUGUUGAAGAAGAAAUUAACAGAAUACCAGAAAAGUACAUAUUGGAGAGGUGGAGGAAAAAGGAUAAGAGGGUAAUGAUACAUAGAACAGUUGGAACAAGAAAAUCUCAUCAACUAUUAAGAUUCAAUGCACUAUCAAGAAAAGCAGCAUUGCUAUCAUCAAAAGGGUCAUACAAUGAUGAUACAUGUGAUUACCUUGUGCAAGAGUUUGAUAGGAUUGAGAAAGACCUAGACUCAAUGAUUAAUAAUGAAGCAGGAAAUAUCAUCCCUAAAGUUGAACUUGAAAGUUCAUAUGUGAUGGAUCUGAUAGCACAAAGUAUUACUGACAACAUAAUUGGAAGAAACCAAGACGAAGCAGAUUUGGAGAUCCUUGAUCCAGACAGAAUAAAACAGAAAGGAAGACCACCAAAACCAAGAAGACUGAAAACAUUCGUAGAAGAGAAGAAGGAAAAAAUGGCCAAGGAAGCAGAGCAGAAUGAAAGGAAAAUAGCAAAGCAGAAUGAAAGGAAAAGAAUACAGCAGCAGUCAAAGCAUAAGAAAGACGAAUCAACCAGUAAAAAUUAUUGA